AUGAGUUCGCCGUCGUUUAUCCUCCCGGAUAGCCCGCCUCCGCAGCAUGUCCUAAACUACUGGCAGCGCAAAGCUGCCGAGAGCUGUGCCAGCUCUUCUGCUGCGGCCGCCUCCGCUCCUGCCUCCACUGCACCCGCUCCACACCGUUCGACAUUGCCAGGAGGUGAGAUGGUGAUUCCGGACAGCCCCAUCCAACGUCUGCAUCCAGCAGCUACGUGGGCUCCGCGGCGUGCUGUGUUGGCAACGCUGUCGAACAACAUCAGGCAGAGGCAGGCGAAGAGGAAACUCGACUUCGAGGAGGGCGAAGUGAGCGGCGAAGAGGAUAGCGUGCUCCCUCAAUCAAAGAAACGUAUGCUGGAUGAGGACUCCUCUCUCGUGCCCUUAAUAAAGGAGGCUGAAAUGGGGUUUGUCGAACUCAUUAACAAACCAGUAGCCAAGCCGUGGGUCCCCUUACGCGAGUUAGAGGAGGAUCAGCCAUACCGCAUCGUGUGCGCAAGGGAGCACACGAACCAACAUGGUCGCCGCAUAAUUUUGAAAAUCAUCAAUGCAGGAAGCAAAUGUGAGGUGUAUCUACCUCAAAGAUUUGCUUCCUGCAUUGAUGCAGGAAAAAUUCGGGAAUUCAAUGAAACGUGUAAAAAUUAUGUUUUAGUAGUUACGCAUAAGUGCCCAAAUUGGACAGAUAUAAAAAUUGUUAAAGCAUAACAAUUUUUAUAUCUGUAUACAAUUUGGACACUUAUGUGUAACGAAUUGUAUAUAUAUAUAUGUAUGUGACUAGAUGAAUAGAUCAAUAAAAUGAGUGUAUAUUUGAUAAAAAA
Molecule: messenger RNA, 815 nt
Organism: Nilaparvata lugens (brown planthopper)
Lineage: Eukaryota; Metazoa; Arthropoda; Insecta; Hemiptera; Delphacidae
Exons: 2
Coding region: 1-702 (233 amino acids)
Source: RefSeq, a predicted model, not a curated record